AUGUCUGAGGCCCAGAACGUGAAGUGAGAACCAAGUGUUGCCAAUAUGCUUGGUUGGAUCCUGACCUCAGCAGGAAAGCAUUUGCAUCUUGGAGAGGAGCCGGACAGAGAGGAGAGCGUGAGGGCUUGUUGUGGAGCGGGAAAAGUGACUGACACCGGUUUCCGUGGUGCAUGAUGAUUCCUUAUGAAUCCUCCAAUCGCCUUGGCUGGAAGCUUCCCCUGUCUCAGACAGUCCCACCUCACCCCAGCCAACUGAUAAUGUUUCAGUGACAGAGAGAGGAUUCAAGUUUGUUUUAUGCCCUACGGAGAGGAAAGGAGAGUCAUGUCAGGCAUUUUAUCAGGGCAUUGUGUCCUGAUUUUUUCUGGAAGUUGCAGAUGUAGAUGCAGGCUGUCUGGAACAGGUUGCAACAUAUCCUGUGUUUUGACCUGAAAUGGCUCCAUAUUAAUAUAAUAAUAAUAGAUAAUACACUAUAUAUAAAAAAAGCAUGUGGACACCCCUUGAAAUUAGUGGAUUCGGCUAUUUCAGCCACACCUGUUGCUGACAGGUGUGAAGUGGUAGGCGACACAAGCUCAGAACGGGACCGCCGAGUGCUGAAGAGCGUAGCGCGUAAGAAUCGUCUGUCCUUGGUUGCAACAUUCACUACCGAGUUCCAAACUGCCUCUGGAAGCAACUACAGCACAAUAACUGUUCGUCUGGAGCUUCAUGAAAUGGGUUUCCAUGGUCGAGCAGCCGCACACAAGCCAAAGAUCACCAUGCGCAAUGACAAGCGUUGGCUGCUGUAAAGUUCCCCACCAUUGGACUCUGGAGCAGUGGAAACUUGUUCUCUGGAGUGAUGAAUCACGCUUCACCAUCUGGCAGUCCGAUGGACGAAUCUAGGUUUGGCGGAUGCCAGGAGCACGCUACCUCCCCGAAUGCAUAGUGCCAACUGUAAAGUUUGGUGUAGGAGGAAUAACAGUCUGGGGCUGUUUUUCAUGGUUCGGGCUAGGCCCCUUAGUUUUAGUGAAGGGAAAUCUUAACGCUACAGCAUACAAUGACAUUCUAGACGAUUAUGUGCUUCCAACUUUGUGGCAACAGAAAUGGUUUGUCGAGAUCGGUGUGGAAGAACUUGACUGGCCUGCACAGAGACCUGACCUCAACUCCAUCGAACACCUUUGAGAUGAAUUGGAACAAUCGGCCAACAUCAGUAACCGACCUCACUAAUGCUAUUGUGGCUGAUUGGAAGCAAGUCCCUGCAGCAAGGUUCCAACAUCUAGUGGAAAGCCUUCCCAGAAGUGGAGGCUGUUAUACCAGCAAAGGGAGGACCAACUCCAUGUUAAUGCCCAUGAUUUUGGAAUGAGAUGUUCGACGAGCAGGUUUCCACAUACGUUUGGUCAUGUAGUGAAUAUGCCAUUUAGCAGACGUUUUUAUCCAAAGCGACUUAGUCAUGCAUGCAUACAUUUUACGUAUGGUUGGCCCUGGAAUCGAACCAACUACCCUGGCGGUGCAAGUGCCAUGCUCUACCAACUGAGCCAUAUAGGACCACAUUGACUCCAUAUUGACUACAUAAGAAAACAGGACUGGUGGACAACGAUAUAGAUCUACCCAUAGGAUGAUAAUGAAAAGGGUUUUAUUCCUGAAUUGCCAGCAUUCAUGAAAAAGGGUGGAUAAACUCCUCUACCUUUUCCUUUUCACUGCUUCCCAGCGGUUAGUUGGUUUUCCAUACAUGUUGCUAUGGAAAGUACCCUUCUUGGCCCUGCUUACUGCUGAAACCAAGGCUUUGUGCUUGGUUUGGCUCGGACCCUCUGCCUCUCUGCUUGCCUUGCUGUCUGACGUCUGGGCCUCUGUUUAAGCAACCAUAUAUAUUUAAGAGGAAACUUGUGAAACGUUAAUCUCUCUACUUUUUAGCCCUAAUGAAUUUCUACAUUUUCCAGCUGUGCGGUGUGGCAUAUUUAUGCGCCGGCUCUAUCGGUGAAAACAGCUCUGUCACUGUAAAUGAAUCACAGUGAGUGCAUGCACUGCUUGUGUGUGUGUGUUGUACACUGCAGGCUAGAAGACUCAACAGAAACAAACUGAAAUGGCCCUAUAAAAAUCUCCCCCUUUCUACAAAUACCUCAGUGGGGAAAUGUUGAAAGUAAAGUGUUGCGUCUUCUUUUCCUCCAGAAUCCAGCCCAGAACAGUUUGGUUGUGUCAGUCGUCAUCGUUCCGAGGGUGAUAAGCGUCACUCAUCAUGGUGACACUGACGAGACAAUGGGUGAUGUAAUAUCCCUCUGGUCAGACCACACCUGGCAAUAGAGGCCUCUCUGAGGACCAUAGUUCCCCUCUUAUAAAACUCACUGACUCACUCUGUCUCGCAUCAUCCCUGGGACAGUAUACACGCCGACGCCUUUAUGAACAUCUUGUUUUUUUCAUCUGUUAUUUUCUUUACUGUUGAGGAGUGACAUAUUGUGAGUCAUGGAGGGAGCCCAACCAGGACCAAAUAGGAAGGGCCUGUCUGUCAACAGCUGCUUCUAACAACCAGCUUCUCCAAUUUACCAAAGGGAACAUCUCUGAGUCUGAAACCAAUAAAAAGGUUUUAGUUUUGAGUAUGUUUUUGCAAAGACAUUCACAUAACUACAUUCCCAAUUUCAGCUUUUUAGUUGUUGUUGUUUCUUUUGCCCACAUUUGUGAUGAUGAUCCUCACCACCACACAUUUUGUGGUUGUUAUUAACUUUUAGAAUGUUGGUAUACACCCAAAUCAGGGUCAAGAGUUUACUCUUCCAUGCACGUAUUGGUUUAAUAGUGUCUGGCCCAGUGCUGAACCACCUGACCUAUGGUGUUACAGUCCACUGCUUUACACUUUUACCCAAACUGCUGCUGCUCCACACCUCCUUCACAACCCAGAGAGGACUGUAGCUAGGUCACCUUGGAAUAGCAUAGCUGGGGUUGUGCAGGAAAGGAAUGGUAAUGAUGCUGAUAACACAAAUAAACAGCACAGCAAUUUCCCCCAUGCCACUGGAAGGCUCCUGUGACUGUCAAGUCUAGGACCACAGAGGUGUCUGAACAUAGGCUACCCACAACAAGGCCCUUGGAGUGUUGUCCCAAAUUGUAUUAGGCACAAAUUGCUUGAACUACACGCUUUACACCUAGACCCCCAGCACAGCACACAUAGUCAUAACAGAAGAGGGACAGGGACCCCCAUGUUACCCAUGUGUAGUGGAGCACGGGAGAACAAUCCCAUUACAUUAAAACAGGCCCAGAGCAGAGCUGAUAUAAUGGAGCCUGGGCCAUUAAAACCAUGUCGCGUCCAGUCACUCACUGAGGGAACCAGGAGGGGGAGGGGGAGGGGGGGGGAUAGAAGGGUAGGAAGGAAGGGAGGGAGUGGGAUAGGAAGGAAGGGAGGGAGUGGGAUAGAGGGGUAGGAAGGAAGGGAGGGAGUGGGAUAGAGGGGUAGGAAGGAAGGGAGGUAGUGGGAUAGAGGGGUAGGAAGGAAGGGAGAGAGUGGGAUAGAGGGGUAGGAAGGAAGGGAGGGAGUGGGAUAGAGGGAUAGGAAGGAAGGGAGGGAGUGGGAUAGAGGGAUAGGAAGGAAGCGAGGUAGUGGGAUAGAGGGGUAGGAAGGUGGUAGGAAGGGAGGGCGGUAGGAAGGGAGGGAGGGAGUGGGAUAGAGGGGGUGUAGGAAGGGAGGGAGGGAGUGGGAUGAGAGGGGUAGGAAGGGAGGGAGGGAGUGGGAUAGAGGGGUAGGAAGGGAGGGAGGUAGUGGGGGGUAGGAAGGGAGGGAGGGAGUGGGAUAGAGGGGUAGGAAGGGAGGGAGGUAGUGGGGGGUAGGAAGGGAAGGGAGGGGAGUGGGAUAGUACCGGUAGGGUAGGGACGGGAGGGGUAAGUGGCGGGGGGUAGGAAGGGAUGGAGGGAGUGUUGGACAACAAGGACACGCCAGGGCUCGUGAUGGUACCGUGUGCCCUUGAGCAAACUGUCAUUCAAGGCACUUUAAUUAAUUUCUCAGGCCUGUCUUCCUUCCUAGUCAUGCUAUGAGGCCGGGGAAGUAACACUAACGUGCAGGAAGGCACGUAAACACCAUGAGCCAGGAGAAAAGACAGUGUAAAUAUCUGCUUCUAUAUGGUAUUAGAACAGGUUACAUUUUUGGGGGGGAAUAUCAGGUAAUUAUUUUACGAUAGUUACUAUGGUUAAUUGGCUAAUAGUCUGAAUCAGAGGACACGGGACCUUUGGAUUAAUUCAGGAAAACAUCUCUCUGGAGUUUUGAGUAUGUCAUAAAGACUUCGUUUUGACAAUCUACGCAAUCAUUUAAUGAGCGUUCUGAUGUACUUAAUGAAUCUAUGAAUAUCACAUUUUGAAAUUGUAUAGCUUCCUAAUUGCCUUGUUUUCUAUUAAUUACUUUGGUCUAUUAAAUAUGAAUACAGAUGGAGUGAUAUGAUGGAUAACAUAAAAUACCCUAUUUAAAAUCUAAGAUGAAAAUGUAUGGCCUGUUUGAUGUUCAGUAAAAUACUGCCCUUACAGAAUCAGCUUUCACUUUGUAAGUGGUAAUGCUUUAUAGUUUCAAUCGAGUUCCACACUUUCUCAUGCAUUUUAUGCUUGAAUUUAUAUAUAAUAUAAUUUAUAUAUAAUUUUAUUUUAAUAAUUGAUUCUUAGUAGUGGUAGUAGCAAACUUCAUUAUCUUUAAGGGGAAAUUGGUUUUGCAGCACUAUUAAACUCUAUUCAUGUUAAGACACUACAUACAGAAUUUUGGAUAAAAGUUGGUCUGGCAAUAUUGAUGCAAAAUUUUUAUGAAUAUGGCUAAGAAUUGAGAAAAGGGUUGAAUCGUCAAGCAUUUUAUUUAAGUAGAAGAAGUAGAGCAACAUCGUGCUACAUGACAGGCUUGCCUCUGUGUCCUAUCAUCUUAUCUCUACCUGCACUGAGGCUAUAGGCCUAACUAUGGCUUAGAAAUUUUUUAAACAUUUUUUUUUUUACAUUUUAGUAUCCAGAGCGACUUCCAAUUAGUGAGUGCAUACAUUUUUCAUACUGACCCCCCGUGGGAAACGAACCCACAACCCUUGCGUUGCAAGCGCCAUGCUCUACCAACUGAGCUACAGGAGGGCCAGUGAAUACACUUGAAUUACACUCGGAUGGUCCUACCAAGACGUAUGUAUAUAUAAUUACAAAGUAUAUCAAAAGCUACCUUGAAAUAGAGUUUAAUGGCCGUAUCGUUUUUUUUGUGGAGCAUGUCUGGGAGCCUUAAUCUUCUGAGCCCUGACAUCUUUAUAAUUCAGCCCAGUCCAUCCAUUUUCAUGAGGGACGUUUGGGGGGAGGUUUCCUUUUAAUGAAUUCGACAAUUAGUAACAGAAGUUAAUGAUUGUAUGGGGCUAAGUACCCUGAUGGACAUGGCUGUGGGCCGGAGAGGGCCGUGCUCCAAGCCAUAGAUCCUCAUUAAUGCCUUUAGUUUCCUGACGACUACAGCUAGGCUAGAGGGGGGAAACAGGCUUUUGUUUAGUCUGCCCCUGAUGGGGCUCCUUGGGGUCCUUCAGUGUGCCAACAGUCAUGGAGGACAAACAGAGAGCAUUCUGGUAACAGUCUGAGGUCACAAAAAUAUGGUGUCAUUGUAGUUAGAUUUUCAGAAUAAGCAGAGUACCCAAAGGCCUCAUUCUCAAUAAGUCAUAUUAACGAAAUGUGUAUUAAUUGUAUUGGCUAUAUGAUUUGCUAGUCACGAUAGAGUUAUUGAAUUAUCUUGCUAAUAGUAGGAUAGGCAUAUUGUUUCUGCUAAAAUGCUGUGAUUUAUAGUGCCAUUAUCAUAUUUUCUCACGACAAUCCAAACAUCCUUCAGCCAGAUAUCACCCAAGUUUUUAUCGAACAUAUACAGUGGGGAAAAAAAGUAUUUAGUCAGCCACCAAUUGUGCAAGUUCUCCCACUUAAAAAGAUGAGAGAGGCCUGUAAUUUUCAUCAUAGGUACACGUCAACUAUGACAGACAAAAUGAGAAGAAAAAAAAAUCAGAAAAUCACAUUGUAUAAUUUUUAAUGAAUUUAUUUGCAAAUUAGAGUGGAAAAUAAGUAUUUGGUCAAUAACAAAAGUUUCUCAAUACUUUGUUAUAUACCCUUUGUUGGCAAUGACACAGGUCAAACGUUUUCUGUAAGUCUUCACAAGGUUUUCACACACUGUUGCUGGUAUUUUGGCCCAUUCCUCCAUGCAGAUCUCCUCUAGAGCAGUGAUGUUUUGGGGCUGUCGCUGGGCAACACGGACUUUCAACUCCCUUCAAAGAUUUUCUAUGGGGUUGAGAUCUGGAGACUGGCUAGGCCACUCCAGGACCUUGAAAUGCAUCUUACGAAGCCACUCCUUCGUUGCCCGGGCGGUGUGUUUGGGAUCAUUGUCAUGCUGAAAGACCCAGCCACGUUUCAUCUUCAAUGCCCUUGCUGAUGGAAGGAGGUUUUCACUCAAAAUCUCACGAUACAUGGCCCCAUUAAUUUUUUCCUUUACACGGAUCAGUCGUCCUGGUCCCUUUGCAGAAAAACAGCCCCAAAGCAUGAUGUUUCCACCCCCAUGCUUCACAGUAGGUAUGGUGUUCUUUGGAUGCAACUCAGCAUUCUUUGUCCUCCAAACACGACGAGUUGAGUUUUUACCAAAAAGUUCUAUUUUGGUUUCAUCUGACCAUAUGACAUUCUCCCAAUCCUCUUCUGGAUCAUCCAAAUGCACUCUAGCAAACUUCAGACGGGCCUGGACAUGUACUGGCUUAAGCAGGGGGACACGUCUGGCACUGCAGGAUUUGAGUCCCUGGCGGCGUAGUGUGUUACUGAUGGUAGGCUUUGUUACUUUGGUCCCAGCUGUCUGCAGGUCAUUCACUAGGUCCCCCCGUGUGGUUCUGGGAUUUUUGCUCACCGUUCUUGUGAUCAUUUUGACCCCACGGGGUGAGAUCUUGCGUGGAGCCCCAGAUCGAGGGAGAUUAUCAGUGGUCUUGUAUGUCUUCCAUUUCCUAAUAAUUGCUCCCACAGUUGAUUUCUUCAAACCAAGCUGCUUACCUAUUGCAGAUUCAGUCUUCCCAGCCUGGUGCAGGUCUACAAUUUUGUUUCUGGUGUCCUUUGACAGCUCUUUGGUCUUGGCCAUAGUGGAGUUUGGAGUGUGACUGUUUGAGGUUGUGGACAGGUGUCUUUUAUACUGAUAACAAGUUCAAACAGGUGCCAUUAAUACAGGUAACGAGUGGAGGACAGAGGAGCCUCUUAAAGAAGAAGUUACAGGUCUGUGAGAGCCAGAAAUCUUGCUUGUUUGUAGGUGACCAAAUACUUAUUUUCCACCAUAAUUUGCAAAUAAAUUCAUUAAAAAUCCUACAAUGUGAUUUUCUGAAGAAAAUUUUUUUCAUUUUGUCUGUCAUAGUUGACGUGUACCUAUGAUGAGAAUUACAGGCCUCUCUCAUCUUUUUAAGUGGGAGAACUUGCACAAUUGGUGGCUGACUAAAUACUUUUUCCCCCCAAUGUAGUUCAUGAUCCAUCUCACUCUUUUUCAGGUAUAACUAUAAAACAUUUAGAUAAAUAUUUCAAGCAGCAUAAAAUCAAAGUUUGUGUUUUUAUAGUGUCAUGAAUACAUGGAACACUUCUGCAAUAUCCAUCUCUGUAGAUUUACAGUACCAGUCACAAGUUUGGACACACCUACUCAUUCAAGGGUUUUUCUUUAUUUGUAUUAUUUUUUACAUUGUAGAAUAAUAGUGAAGACAUCAAAACUAUGAAAUAACACAUAUGGAAUCAUGGAGUAACCAAAAAAGUGUUAAACAAAUCAAAAUAUAUUUUAUAUUUGAGAUUCUUCAAAUAGCCACCCGUUGCCUUGAUGACAGCUUUGUACACUCUAAUGCUUUUCCAACAGUCUUGAAGGAGUUCCCACAUAUGCUGAGCACUUGUUGGCUGCUUUUCCUUCAUUCUGCCGUCGGACUCAUCCCAAACCAUCUCAAUUGGGUUGAGGUCAGGGAAUUGUGGAGGCCAGGUCAUCUGAUGCAGCACUCCAUCACUCUCCUUCUUGGUAAAAUAGCCCUUACACAGCCUGGAGGUGUGUUGGGUCAUUGUCCUGUUGAAAAACAAAUGAUAGUCCCACUAAGCCCAAACCAGAUGGGAUGGCGUAUCGCUGCAGAAUGCUGUGGUAGCCAUGCUGGUUAAGUGUGCCUUGAAUUCUAAAUAAAUCACAGACAGUGUCACCAGCAAAGCACCCCCACACCAUAACACCUCCACCUCCAUGCUUUAUGGUGGGAACUACACAUGCGGAGAUCAUCCGUUCACCCACACCACGUCUCACAAACACACAGUGGUUUGAACCAAAAAUCUCAAAUUUGGACUCCAGACCAAAGGAUACAUUUCCGCCGGUCUAAUGUCCAUUGCUCGUGUUUCUUGGCCCAAGCAGGUCUCUUCUUCUUAUUGGUGUCCUUUUAGUAGUGGUUUCUUUGCAGUCCCCUCUGAACAGUUGAUGUUGAGAUGUGUCUGUUACUUGAAAUCUGUGAAGCAUUUAUUUGGGCUGCAAUUUCUGAGGCUGGUAACUCUAAUCAACUUAUCCUCUGCAUCAGAGGUAACUCUGGGUCUUCCAUUCCUGUGGCAGUCCUCAUCCGAGCCAGUUUCAUCAUAGCUUUUGAUGGUUUUUGUAUCUGCACUUGAAGAAACUUUCAAAUACAUUUUCCGUAAUGAUGGACUGUUAUUUCUCUUUGGUUAUUUGAGCUGUUCUUGCCAUAAUAUGGACUUGGUAUUUUAUCAAAUAGGGCUAUCUUCUGUAUACCACCCCUACCUUGUCACAACACAACUGAUUGGCUCAAACGCAUUAAGAAGGAAAUAAAUUCCACAAAUUAACUUUUAAAAUGGCACACCUGUUAAUUGAAAUGCAUUCCAGGUGACUACCUCAUGAAGCUGGUUGAGAGAAUGCCAAGAGUGUGCAAAGCUUUCAUCAAGGCAAAGGGUGGCUAUUUGAAGAAUCUCAAAUAUAAAAUAUAUUUUGAUUUGUUUAACACUUUUUUGGUUACUAAAUGAUUCCAUAUGUGUUAUUUCAUAGUUUUGAUGUCUUCACUAUUAUUCUACAAUGUAAAAAAUGAGUAGGUGUGUCCAAACUUUUGACUGGUAGUGUAUGAAUUUACACCCGCCUCACCAUUAUUCCCACUGCCUGCCCUGCUUUCCCACAGCGGAUGAGAAAGUAUGUCUAGAAUUUGUGAAAUCCAAGUCAUUCAGUUUGUCCAGAGCAACUCUAGCCCACUCUCAUUCCUGGCAGUCUCAACAAUAGAUAUAAUGGUGACAAAACCAAAACGUCAUCCAAAAAUAAGUAAAGUUAAUACGUUAUUGUUUGCGGUCUAGACUUAAAGCUACAGAUUGUACAUUAAAAAAAAGGGGGUGUGAGAAAGUUAUCUUAUCCCUCUCAGGCCCACUUCAUUGUUACUGGAUGAUUCAGGCCUCGGAGGCCCCACUCUUAACGUUAUGUCUGCCUCUGGCUCCCUGAAGGACAGAGGGGAAAGGGAAGGCGUAAUGCUGUGUUAUUUAAUCAGGCUAAGUCUGGCCCUGCCACGUUUACAGCUCAUUGACCCAAUCACUUUGUCGACAGUUAGUUAGACACCCCUCCGAGACUGGCCCGUCCUCUACUUUCUCUCUCUUCUUCUCUUCCUCCAUCUUUCACUCUCUCUUCCUCUCGUUCCAUCUAUCUAUUUCCCUUUCUCUCUUCGUCUUUCUCUCUCUCUGUCGGUCUGUCUCUCUCUUUUACUCUCAAGCUUCGUUUGGCUCUUCAGGAAGGAACGUAUUUUUGAGGGUGAAGGUUAUCAUAUCAUUAGAAAAUAGUUAACAGCCCUGCAGCCUACGUAGAGUUAUACGACAGUGCCUCCAGCCCUCUUGGCUCUGUGCAGUGCUGAAAUGUUAUCAGUCUGGAGUAAUUAUUGUCACAGGACUCUGAAUUUCCAGAGACUGAGUUGUAUUGUACAUUUGCAUUUAAGACUGACUAUAGUGACUUGUUGAACUAUAUUUGUAUGUGUUUGGGCCCAAUCAACAAUGCGAUGACAUUCAGUAGACAGUAAAGAAUCCAGCAUCAGAGCUAGCCUAUCCCUGUACUAGCCUGUCCCUGUACUACCCAAGCCUGCCCCUGUACUACCCUAGCCUGCCCCUGUACUACCCUAGCCUGUCCCUGUACUACCCUAGCCUGUCCCUGUACUACCCUAGCCUGCCCCUGUACUACCCUAGCCUGUCCCUGUACUACCCUAGCCUGCCCCUGUACUACCCUAGCCUGUCCCUGUACUACCCUAGCCUGUCCCUGUACUACCCUAGCCUGCCCCUGUACUACCCUGCCCUUGUACUACCCUAGCCUGCCCAUGUACCACCCUAGCCUGUCCCUGUACUACCCUAGCCUGCCCCUGUACUACCCUAGCCUGUCCCUGUACUUGCCUAUUCCUGUACUAUCCUAGCCUGUCCCUGUACUAGUCUAUUCCUGUACUAUCCUAUCCCUGUACUAGUCUAUUCCUGUACUAUCCUAUCCCUGUACUAGUCUAUUCCUGUACUAUCCUAGCCUGUCCAUGUACUACCCAAGCCUGUCCCUGUACUAGUCUAUUCCUGUACUAUCCUAUCCCUGUACUAGUCUAUUCCUGUACUAUCCUAUCCCUGUACUAGCCUAUUCUUGUACUAUCCUAUCCCUGUAGUAGUCUAUUCCUGUACUAUCCUAUCCCUGUACUAGCCUUUCCCUGUACUAGUCUAUUCCUGUACUAGUCUAUUCCUGUACUAGUCUAUUGUACUAGUCUAUCCCUGUACUAGUAUAUCCCUGUACUAGUAUAUUCCUGUACUAUCCUAUCCCUGUACUAGUCUAUUCCUGUACUAGCCUAUCCCUGUACUAGUCUAUCCCUGUACUAGUCUAUUCCUGUACGAUCCUAUCCCUGUACUAGUCUAUUCCUGUACGAUCCUAUCCCUGUAUUAGUCUAUUCCUGUACUAGCCUAUCCCUGUACUAGUCUAUCCCUGUACUAGUAUAUUCCUGUACUAUCCUAUCCCUGUACUAGUAUAUUCCUGUACUAGCCUAUCCCUGUACUAGUCUAUCCCUGUACUAGUCUAUUCCUGUACUAUCCUAUCCAUGUACUAGUCUAUUCCUGUACUAGCCUAUCCCUGUACUAGUAUAUUCCUGUACUAGCCUAUCCCUGUACUAGUAUAUUCCUGUACUAUACUAUCCCUGUACUAGUCUAUUCCUGUACUAGCCUAUCCCUGUACUAGUAUAUUCCUGUACUAGCCUUUCCCUGUACUAGCCUAUCCCUGUACUAGUCUAUUCCUGUACUAGUCUAUUCCUGUACUAGCCUAGCCUAUCCCUGUACUAGUCUAUUCCUGUACUAGUAUAUUCCUGUACUAGCCUAGCCUAUCCCUGUACUAGUCUAUUCCUGUACUAGUCUAUUCCUGUACUAGCCUAGCCUAUCCCUGUACUAGUCUAUUCCUGUACUAGUCUAUUCCUGUACUAGCCUAGCCUAUCCCUGUACUAGUCUAUUCCUGUACUAGUCUAUUCCUGUACUAGCCUAGCCUAUUCCUGUACUAGUCUAUUCCUGUACUAGCCUAGCCUAUCCCUGUACUAGCCUAUUCCUGUACUUGCCUAUCCCUGUACUAGCCUAUCCCUGUUUGCCUGUGUGUGUUUAAGUGUGCACCUCGCCUCUCCCUCCUUGUCCCCUCAUUCUGCCCGGGGGCACAUACACACACGCUAUAUUCUUUAUCUGAUUAGCUGACACGUCUGCAUGGAGCUCUGUGCAGUGCGGCGGCUGAGCAGAGCGGAGCAGCGUCAGGCCCCAGGCAGGGCAUGGAUUUCAUUUUAAAAAGUAUCAAAGGUUUACACGCCGCUCGCUUUAAUCAGCAUGUUUAUCAGGCAGAGAGAAAUUGCUGGAAGGACCACAGGGAGAAGGGGGGUUAUCUUAAGGACCAGUUGCCUGGGAAAUUGAUAAUGUCUACAAGGUAAUUUACUGGCAACUUGUGCAUCCCUCCACCGCGCCGCUGCCGAGGCCGGCCCCUCAUUCUAAUUACAGGCCAUGUAAUGUACUAAUGAAGCUGCAGGGUUUGUGUGUGUGCUCUGUGCCUGUCUGGUGAUUUCAUGAGCUGAGAUUGAAUACAUUUUUUGUAUCUGGUUUUAAAUGUACUUAAGUACAGUGGUGGAAAAAGUACUCAAUUGUCAUACUUGAGUAAAAGUACAAAGUAAAAGUAAAUGCUAUACAUCAAAUUCCUUAUAUUAAGCAAACCAGGUGGCACAAUGUUCUUUUUUACAUUUAUUUUUUGGACAGCCUGAGGCACAUUUACAAAUGCAGGAUUUGUGUUUAGUGAGGCCGCCAGAUCAGAGGCAGUAGGGAUGACAGCGCGUUAUAUUGAUAGGUGUGUGAAUUGGACCAUAUUGCUGUCUUGCCUGAGCAUUCAAAAUGUAACGAGUACUUUUGGGUGUCAAGAAAAAUGUAUGGAGUAAAAAGUACAUUAUUUUCUUUAGGAAUGUAGUGGAGUAAAAGUAGUCAAAAAUAUAAAUUGUAAAGUACAGAUACCAAAAAAAACGACUUAAGUUGUACUGAAGUUUUUUUAACUUCAGUACUUUACACCACUGUGGACUGGUAAAGUUCUGCCUCUCUGUAAAGGGGUUUUGUAUGUGUGUUUGUGCUCAGUUCCGCUCUUUGUAAUGGUCCCGGACCUUACAGUGUGGUGGGACAGGCCCAUCUCCAGUUUACACAAGGCUACUGAAAAGAACCAGACUGGCUCUGCUGCUCCAGUUUUAGUGUUGUUGUUCUGUUGCUCUGGCUCCAGACACGCCCAGCCAACCAGGCCCAGCCAGGACAAGGAGUUAGGCUCCAUCCUAUAUCCUCCACCCCCUUCACUAGGGGAUGUGCAGGACCAGGAAAGCCUUGAUACGACCAUCCCCACCUAUCUGAUGGAGGGAAAGAACACUGUUUUCUCAGACUCUGUGCAUGUGUGUGUGUAUUCGUGUGUGUGUGUGUGUGUGUGUGUGUGUGUGUGCUCAUAGACAUCCUUAUCGCAUAGUUUCCUAUUUUUUUCUUUUAGUGAUAUUUAGAUGGUUAUGUGACCUUUUUGCCCAAUUAGAUAAUGACAAGACAUCACCAUGGCUCUGUAACUUGGUAAAAUAAACACUCAUAUGACGGAACAGGAAACAGUUGUGAUGUCAGUAUACAGUAACAAAAAGUUUCCUUCCCUCUCUGCUAUUCACAGGAAAAGGAGGCUGUCGUGGCAGUGUCUGUAGGGGCCAUUCGCUCAGACUACCAGAGAGUACGGGUGGAAAAGGUGUAAGUAGAACACACACACACACACACACACACACACACACACACACACACAAACACACAUUACCUAUAAUAUCUCAGACUGACGCACAUGGCCCUCUGUCAGAAAAACUAUGUGCUUGAGAGACACUGUAUUUCAAACAAAGAUGAUGUACAUUUGUUUACUCCAUGAUGUUUAGUCUCGCUGUAUUUUUAUGUUUACAGUUUUAUUACCAGAAUGGCCAGUGGCUUACGUACGUCAUGGGAUACAAUGUAUUGUUAUACAAUUGUUGUAACACCACAUCAGACAGGACACAUAUCCACAUGUUUAUGUACAGUAGGACAUUGAACACUGGAUACAGGUGAAAGGGUUUAUAUGACAGUACCUCUCUCUCACUCUCUCUCUCUCUCUCUCUCUCUCUCUCUCUCUCUCUCUCUCUCUCUUUAACACACACACACUCUCACACCGCAGGCGUUCUCUGAGACACAGACAUGUACGCCCAAGAGUUUUGGCUUCAGUUACCUGCACACUGCCUAUGUGAGUGUGUUUGUGCAUGCAAGUGUAUGAGUGUGUUGUGUAUGCAAGUGUGUGUUGUGUGUGUGACACAGACAACUCUAGCGUAAAGUGUGUGCCAUCUUAAGAUAAUUCCCCCUGUUUAAUUCCCCCUCUUCAACGGAAUCUGCUGAACAAAGCCACUGGCACCAGAGACGGUUCAGAGCACGUGCCAUGUGAGCCUCGACGUGGCAGCCUGCCUGCAAAACUAGCUAAAGUGCCCGAUGCACUUUGAAGUUCUUGUGAUCCUUGUAAGUUUUCAGUCUGACCUACCUCCUCACCCUCUUUUCUCUCCCUCCUUCCCUCCCUCCCUCCCUCCCUUUUAUAUCUUAAUAUUUGUAAUAUUCAUUUAGCAGAUGCUCUUAUCUAGAGCGACUUACAGUAGUGAGUGCAUACAUUUUCAUACUGGCCCCCAUGGGAAUCGAACCCACAACUUUGGUGUUGCAAGUGCCAUGCUCUACCAACUGAGUCCCUCCAUACCGCCUCACCUCUUCCCCCAGGUGUGUACGGCUGGGUCUGCAGCCCCUGGCCUACCUGUGGCUUCGCGACCAGGCGACCCUGCUCUCCGAGAUUAUAUUGUGUGACCUCCACACCCUCCUUAUCAAAGUGGCUACCUUUGGUGGAUCUCCCUCCCUCUCUUCCUCUCUCUUUGUCUCUCUUUCUCCAGGGCAGCGGGUGAGCAGUCCAACCUCGCCCAUCUCUGAUUGUCGGCUUAAUGUUCACCCCUUUUUUCACUCCAAAAGGUCCAGGUUAAGUAGGAGGGUUUGUGAGUGGGGAGAGUUUGAGGUUUGGGGUGGGGAGGGGAGGUAGAGGGAGGGUUGGUAUAACCAGAGAGAGAGAGUAAUGUGCAAUGCCCCGAAUCAUCAAUCUGUGCUUUUUAGCUGUGAUCUUAAGACUUGUGCCAGGGGGUGAAGGCAGCAGUGGAGAGGAAUAUGAAUAGAUCGAUAAAUAAGAAGCAGAUGCACUGGCGUUGCACACACCCCUAGCCAGAGUAUGUGAGCGGAGCUGGAGCGGAGCGAGGAGCGGAGAGUGCCCAAUUUGACUGAAGCGCGUAGUGAGAUUCCCAAAGGCUGGAGCGUCGGCCUUCUCGCCUGCUCCAAUUUCACUCCAGAGCGCUCCAGUAGCGCUCACUUCACCAGCUCAGGGCACGCCGUCCCAGCAUGCAUUUGUAGUCUACUUGUGUGCUGCUAUAGCCCCUUACUUUAACUACUGUCAUGGAGUUCACUAAAUAUUUUCAUAAAGAAACUGAUAAAAGUCACAGGUGCUAAAUCAAGGUGACUUACAAAGAUGAGGACCAACAGCAAGAGAGGGGGUGUGGUGUUGUAGUGUCCACAACUAAAGAAUUAUUGUGGAAUCUGAAAAGACACGUAUCCCGAUGGUGUACUACGUUCACAUGCUAACAGAAAGGAAUGAGGUGGGUAGCUAGCUAAGUGUGUCAUUGUAGCAAACUAUUAAUAAACUAUACAUCAAAUCUGUUAAAGGUUUCAUUCAUUUUCGUUCUAUUGUCUAUACAAUAGGCCAUAAUUGAUUUUGUCCCUACAGGCCUGGCAUAUUCCCACGUUCAAGGAGCUUUCUGUUUUGAUUUGGUUAUUUUGCCUAAAAACCUUUAGGCCUACCUAAAGAAAAAUAAAAAAACAACUGCAUCUCUGCCAAACCUGGCAAGAGUGGCCAAAAGGGUGUUUAGCAUCCCCAGUGGCUCUGCAAGUGUGGAGAGGAUGUUCUCCGCUGCUGGCCGGCUCUACAGGCACCAUCGCAUGAGCCUGAAGCCACAGACUGGCCAAACUCAUGUUUCUAAAAAUGAACUCUAAAAAUGAAUUCAAAGGCCCUAAUAAGUCAUUUUUUGUUUAAUUUGUAUUUAAUUCUAAGUAAGUCACAGCCUAUAUGUGCAAUUUAUAGACUAUAAUGAUUUAAUACAACAAAAUGUUGUUUAAAUGCUGAGAGCUUUAUGUCCCUACCAUUCUAUUGUCGCACUCACAAAUGCUUCACAAUGUAUUUCUUUGUAGGCUAGAGCCUUGAAAUAAUUGAAAUAAUAUAGCCUAAAUAAUUCAUUAGGCUCCCUGUCUGGCUCCUGACCUAUUUAGAGUGUUUAUAUGCUGUUUAAUAUGACAUGUAGCCUAUUUGAAAUGAUGUGCACUUCUUACAUUCACCUUUUCAUGUUUAUUCAAAUACUUUUCAUUCAAAUCCAUAUGGUUUGGUUUCAAUACUUCAAAUCCAAAUGGUAGGUCCAGGUAGUCACAAAAAUAGAUGGGUGUUGGUUAAAUUGUGAUUUUAAUGAAUGGAGCUAAUUUGGAGCUGCGUUUUUUUUCUUCUGUGAGCGCAGUGCGGUUUUUUGCGGAGUGGUUGGAAAGGACAUGGAGGACCGGAGUGGUGCGCACCACUCCAUGAGCGAUGAGCGGGAUUUCCAACAGCUCAACUCUGCUCACAUGCUCUGACCCCCGUAGCCCCCGCAAGGAGUGGAGGCCCCCCAGAUAGCAUAUGAACAUGUCAUAAGCCAUGAAAUAAUUUAGCUUGAAUUAGCUUGAAAACUGCAAAAUUCUCUCUCAGCCUCAUGGCAAAAUGUGUAGAAUAGCAGGAAAUUAGCUCAGAGAUUCUUGAAAGUCGGGACAAUCCUUGUCCGGCAGGGAAACUCUAUUUUUAUAGUAAAGAAUAAAUAAAUGUUGUUGCAUUAUUUGACCACCCCAUGGUCCGUCAAGUUCUCUACUUUUGAUAGAUUUAAACAAACAAUAUUGGAAUCACCAUGGUCUCAACCGUAAACUGUCAACUCCAUCUGCCUGAUAGAUUAAGAUAGAAUAUGCAUGUUGGUUCAACUAUGUUACAUUUAUUUAGGUUUUAGAGUCAUAAAGCAACUGAGAAAUAUGCCACUUGAAUUAUGAAGAAAAAUGAACAUUUUGUCAACUCUGUAAAACAUCAACUCCGUCAGAUUUUUGUCUAAGAUCAACUCCAUUGAGUGCUGAAAGAUCUGAUAGGAUGGUUCUGUUUUUAUUGCUAAUUUCCACAUGAAUAAUUUUCCAUCUUUUACAAAUGUUUGUAUUGAACUUUUAUUUUUAGAGGCAGUAAUACGUCUGUUUUGAGUAUCUGUUGUCAACUCUGUCAGUGGCUUGUCAACUCUGUCACAAUUAUUUUGUCAAUAUUCUGAAGGUGGAAAAAAACACUGUUUUGCAACAUAUGAUUACACAAUUCAAAUCAAAUCAAAUUGUAUUUGUCACAUUCGCGGAAUACAACAGAUGUAGACCAUACCGUGAAAUGUUUACUUACAAGCCCUUAACCAACAAUGCAGUUUUAAGAAAAUAGAGUUAAGUUAAAAAAAAAAAGUGACACAAUAAAAUAACAAUAAUGAGGCUAUAUACAGGGGGUACCGGUACCGAGUCAAUGUGCGAGGGUACAGGUUAGUCGAGGUAAUUUGUACAUCUAGGUAGGGGUAAAGUAUUUGCUGUGCUAGACCUAAGGGAUAAUGUUUGCUUUAUAAAUGUUGCUUUAUGUUCUAAAUCUAGAAAAACAUGCCAAAAUGUGAACUAUACUAAACAAAAAUAUAAACGCAACAUGUAAAGUGUUGGUCCCAUGUUUCAUGAGAUGAAAUAAAAGAUCACAGAAUUUUUCCAUACGCACAAAAAGCUUAUUUCUCUAAAAUAUUGUGCACAAAUUUGUUUACAUCCCUGUUAGUGAACAUUUCUCUUUUGCCAAGAUAAUCCAUCCACCUGACAGGUGUGUCAUAUCAAGAAGCUGAUUAAACAGCAUGAUCAUUACACAGGUGCACCUUGUGCUGGGGACAAUAAAAGGUCACUCUAAAUUGUGCAGUUUUGUCACACAACACAAUGCCACAGAUGUCUCAAGUUUUGAAGGAGCAGGCAAUUGGCAUGCUGACUGCAGGAAUGUCAACCAGAGCUGUUGCCAGAGAAUUGAAUGUUAAUUUCUCUACCAUAAGCCAACGUCGUUUUAGAGAAUUUGGCAGUAUGUCCAACCGGAGUCACAACCGCAGACCACGUGUAACCAAGCCAGCCCAGGACCUCCACAUCCGGCUUCUUCACCUGCGGGAUCAUCUGAGACCAGCCACCCGGACAGCUGAUGAAACUGAGGAGUAUUUCUGUCUGUAAUAAAGCCCUUUUGUGGGGAAAAACUCAUUCUGAUUGGCAGGGCCUGGCUCCCAAGUGGGUGGGCCUAUGCUCCAGCCCAGUCAUGUGAAAUCCAUAGAAUAGGGCCUAAUUUAUUUAUUUCAAUUGACUGAUUUCCUUAUAUGAACUGUAACUCAGUAAAAUCGUUGAAAUUGUUGCAUGUUGCUUAUAUAUUUUUGUUCAGUAUAAAUUAGCCCUGGAGCAUUUAAUAGUGCUAUAACACAAAACAAAAAGAAGUUAGGAGAUUUGUAUUACAUAUUUCAAUAAUCUAAUGUUAAAAUUAUGGGCUCUCGAGUGGCGCAGCGGUCUAAGGCACUGCAUCUCAGUGCUAGAGGCGUCACUACAGACCCUGGUUCGAUUCCAACCUGUAUCACAACCGGCCGUGAUUGGGAGUCCCAUAAGGUGGCGCACAAUUGGCCCAGUGUUGUCCGGUUUGUAAAUAUGAAUUUGUUCUUAACUGACUUGCCUAGUUAAAUAAAGGUAAAAUAAACAAAUUAAAUUAAACAAUCAAGGCCUUUAAACACUUGUUGGAAAAUAAUUGUAAAGAUUAAAUGCCUUAAAUGGUGUCUGACUGAGUUGACAUAAAUCCAGUUAGUUGCAUUUGUAAUAUUAAAACAAAUACAGUCGUAUGAAAAAGUUUGGGCACCCCUCUGAGGCUGCAUAAUAAUUAAUCACAGAAAAUGAUCACAAUGGCAUGCCAUUCAUUUUCUAAUAAAAGCUGAGUACUGGGGUUUUGUCCAGACAAAGAUUUUUAGUGUAGCAAUAUUAAAUUGUAUGAAAUUAUAUCUGAUGUGAAAAAUAGGCUAUGCAAAAAUGUGGGCACCCUUAUCAUUCUGUUGAUUUUAAUACCUGUAACUACUUAGCACUGAUUAAAUGGAACACAAAAUUGGUUUGGUGAGCUCAUUAAGCCUUGAACUUCAUAGACAAGUGCAUCCAAUCAUGAGAAAAGGUAUUUAAGGUGGCCAAUUGUAAGUUGUUGUUCUCUUUGACUCUCCUCUGAAGAGUGGCAACAUGGGGGCCUCAAAACAACUCUCAAAUGACCUGAAACAAAGAUUGUUCAACAUUAUGGUUUAGGGGAAGGCUACAAAAAGCUAUCGCAGAGAUGUAAGCUGUCAGUGUCCACUGUGAGGAAAAUAGUGAGGAAAUGGGAGACCACAGGCACCGUUCUUGUUAAGGCCAGAAGUGGCAGGCCAAGUAAAAUAUCGGAGAGACAAAGGCGAAGGAUGGUGAGAACGGUCAAAAACAGCCCACAGACCACCUCCAAAGACUUACAACAUCAUCUUGCUGCAGAUGGUGUCACUGUGUAUCGUUCAACAAUUCAGCACACUUUGCACAAGGAGAAGCUGUACGGGAGAGUGAUGUGGAAGAAGCUUGAGGUAUGCAAACGCACAUUUGGACAAGCAAGCUUCAUUUUGGAAUAAGGUGCUGUGGACUGAUGAAACAAAGAUUGAGUUAUUUGGUCAUAACAAGGGGCGUUAUGCAUGGCGGCAAAAGAACACAGCAUUCCAAGAAAAACACUUGCUACCCACAGUAAAAUUUGGUGGGGGUUCCAUCAUGCUGUGGGGCUGUGUGGCCAGUGCCGGUACUGGGAAUCUUGUUAAAGUUGAGGGUCGCAUGGAUUCCACUCAAUAUCAGCAGAUUCUUGGGAAUAAUGUUGAAGAAUCAGUCACAAAGUUGAAGUUACGCCGGGGCUGGAUAUUUCAACAAGACAACGACCCAAAGCACUGCUCAAAAUCUACCCGGGCAUUUAUGCAGAGGAACAAGUACAACGUUCUGGAAUGGCCAUCCCAGUCCCCAGACCUGAAUAUCAUUGAGAAUCUGUGGGAUGAUUUGAAGCGGGCUGUCCAUGCUCGGCAACCAUCAAACCUAUCUGAAGUGGAGAUGUUUUGUAAGGAGGAAUGGUCCAAAAUACCUUCAUCCAGAAUCCAGACACUCAUUAGAGGCUAUAGGAAGCGUCUAGAGGCUGUUAUUUUAGCAAAAGGAGGCUCUACUAAAUAUUGAUGUGAUUUUUCUGUUGGGUGCCCAAAUGUAUGCACCUGUCUAAUUUCGUUUUGAUGCAUAUUGCACAUUUUCUGUUAAUCCAAUAAACCUAAUUUCACUACUGAAAUAUGACUGUGUCCAUCAGUUAUUUGAUAGAUCAAAAUGAAUGGGGGGGGGGGGGGGGGGGGGGGGGUUUGCUUGGAUCCGCGAAGCUGCGCUACGCCAUUGAUCAGAAGGGAGGAGGUGGGGAGGAGGAGGAGUGAGAAGUAGGGGAUCUUGGCAGUUGAGUAACGGCGAGCACAGUUGAUUGCACAGCGCAUUAAUGAAACCUGUCAAUAACCCUAUUGUGUUGGUAGGCUGGUGUUGCGUACCUCUCUGCUUUUACAUACCUCAAAAUAUAUGGGCUGUGAAGAGUAGAUUAAAAUCUACUAUAUCUCAUUUAAGCUUUUAAACGGCCCCGGCAAGAAUGGAAAAGGUGAAUGUAUCGUCACCUAGGUAUGUCUUCUAAGCCAUUGUGGAGCCUGGGGGAUAGAGGGAUUGGGUUGCUGAAUAAGAGGAUAUAUGUUUUUUUUCUCUUCAGUUUGGUGUGUGAAGAGUGCUACCUGUAUCUACUUGACAGUGGAGUUGGAUCCCUUUGACAGUGCAAGUGAUAAAUGAUAAUUCCGUGGUAAAUGGCUAUUUUUACUCUCAAACCACUUGUAGCGAUACAUCAUUAUGGAGACACUGUUUACGUGCUCUUAAGUGCUUGUUGGUGCAUUUUGGAGCAAUCAGUUGAAAGGGGUGCCAGCUAGACUGAUGACCUAGUGAACUGAAUGGCAUGACGUGUUCAGGUUUCUAGAUGUCUCUCAAAACCAUUGAUAUGGCCACUGUUGGAAUGUAGUUCAUCAUCUAAAUUGUAUAAUUAGGGUUCUCUUUGCAGCGUAUCUAUUUCUCCUAUUUGAAUGUUUGAGGAGGUAGUCUAUGACUAGGCCUAGUAUAUUUCCUCAAACUUGAAUCUUUAGCUUUUCAAAGAGAGAGAUAAUCUAAAGAAUCCAAUUCUGAGCCUGUUAUAAUUUUACUGAGAUCGUUGUGUUCUAGCAGCUCUGUAAAGUAAAUGUAUUAUCAUUGUGUUCUUACUUAGUUUCUGUUCGAUCUGUGGAAGUCCCUUUAUCUAGCUUUAACACCGUGCUCUUGACUCUUCUCCCUUUGAUAUCAAUGAUCACACUGUCCUUUCUUCCACCCUGUCUGAACGCAAUUAACCUAGAGGAUGUUAGAGAAGAGAGUAAUUAUGCUAUUGCAGGGCUUUUUAAAACAACACCAUCUUCAUUUGGUCGCCGAGACAAAGUCUCUUUGUGUCUGGCCCAGGAAUGCUGCUCUGCUCUGCUAUAUGGUGCUGCUCUCUGCUAUCGCCCCAGCAUCACUAUUCCCUUCAAAUUAGCGCCUGAAGUCAUCCACGGCCAAAGAAAACACCUCACCUCAAAGUCCCCCAGCAACCGGGCCACCGUACCGCCAAGCAUUCAACCCCUUCUCUUAACACAUACUCCUCUAAAAGCAAAUUCCACACAUUUCUUUCAAAUGCUAUAAUUAGAAAGGAAAACAGCUCAGGUGUGCCAGGGCUGUGUGUGUGUGUGUGUGUGUGUGUGUGUGUGUGUGUGUGUGUGUGUGUGUGUGUGUGUGUGUGUGUGUGUGUGUGUGUGUGUGUGUGUGUGUGUGUGUGUGUGUGUGUGUGUGUGUGUGUGUGUGUGUGUGUGUGUGUGUGUGUGUGUGUGUGUGUGUGUGAGAGAGAGAGAGAGAGAGAGAGAGAGUUUAUUUGUGUGAUUAUUAGUGUGUGUUUUUUGGCUACAGGUAGAAAGGGAAGAUCUUAUCAUGGUCCCUUACUCCUCACCUGUCCUGAGGCAGGGGGAAUUAGAAAUGAGAGAAUUGAAUGGCGCCGUGAGCGCCUCUGGCCCUUUUAAGGCACCACUCAAAUAAUUGCUGCUUUGGUUCGAAGCAGGUCUGAGCAGGGAGGUGUGCUCUUUGGGGGGUAUUGGGUGACAGAGGGGUGUACCUGAGGGGAUAAGGUAUGGUGCGAGAGGGAUUUACCUUCACAGACCUCAGGAGGAGAUAAAAACAGCUCUCUCAGGGCAGAGGUCAAAGCCACAUCUGAAAUGACAGAGAAUGCAGCGAUGUUUAUAUGCUAUUGGUUCUUCUGGCACUGUCUGCAAGAUAUGUUUUUCUUUGGGAGGAUGGCGACUGCGUGGCGACUGCAUGGUAGUUUGAAUGUAAUAUUCCUUUAUUACCUACUUAGAGAAACAGGUGAAAAUUAGUGGUACACCGAUAACAAAAAAAUGCAUUUGCAGCUGCUUUUGCUUUUUUUCUGUGAAGAGAAGAGAUUUUGAAGGUGACAAAUCCCCAAUUGCCAAAAGACAGUUGGAGAAAGAAAGAGAGAAAGAAUAGACUGAAAAAUAUUAUUUUCAGAUUUCUGUCUCCUGAAAUCCUAUGUAGUGAAGGCUAUUGAACUUCUUUAGAUAUAGAGCAUAGCAGAACAUUAUAAAACCUAAAGAACAUUUCUCUGUAAAUGUGCAUUAUGUGUAUUAGAAGAUAAUAAAGUUUUACUUAAGUAGUAUUAGACGAUAAUGAAGUUUUACCUAAGGCCUCCCGAGUGGCGCAGUGGUCUAAGGCACUCUAUCACAGUGCAAGCUGUGCCACUAGAGAUCCUGGUUCGAAUCCAGGCUCUGUCGUAGCCGGCCACGACCGGGAGACCCAUGGGGCGGUGCACAAUUGGCCCAGCAUCGUUUGGCCCUUCUCGCCACAAUGAACUGAAGCAGCAAUAUUUGAUAUCAAGUUUUACCACUUACAUUUUGCUGCUAGUAUGGUCACCAGCAAUAGUCAGUGGUACCUAUUGGAUUUCAAUUCUGCAGGAUCUUUGUUUCGUUUAUAUUUAGUGUCUUAGACUUUUUCUAAAAGGAUAAAGUCUGUGUAAAACGUGCAAGAUACAUUGGUUAUAAUUACCCACAAUUUGUCUUUUUUAAUUUGUUGGAUUUAAAAGACACCCUGCCUAUAAUUCCUCUCAGAGACAUUGAAUUUCAGAUAAGAGCUUGAACAAAUCUUCACAUAUAACCUUAAUCUUAUCAUCUUUUGUUUGUGGCUGCCUCCUUCCCUCACUAUCUCCUCCCUUUCUUUCUCUUUCUCUCUCCCUUUGUAAGAUGAGGUGAUACUGAACAGCUAUUGUUUUCGCUAAGGUCUUUGAGAGCCUUGUUCAAAGGCUUGACGCGGCUCACCUUCUAGCGGGAGAUGCUUAUUUCAUGCAUUUAAAAGCUAAAAUGUUUCACAUCAUGAAUCAAAUUUUCUCUCCCUUUUCUCUCUGAAGGUAAGGAUUAAAGCCAAGCUGUCAGUCGGCAGGCAUGCCAGAUUUUAAGACGACUCACGGAUGGCUGCGAUACUCUGCUUUUGCUCUGGCAGUAUCUAGAAUCUCUCUCCCAGGUUUUAAUUUAGAAUUAGGUGCAAUGUAGCAGAGCGCCAAAGACACUGAGCCAGAGAAAAACACUAGUUUCAAUUAAGAAGGUAACUCAUGCUAUAGGUUUACAUGAAUCAAUGGAUGAUAUGUGCUUAGGCCAUUUCCAGUGGUUAAAAAGUAUACACAAGGUUUUGCUUUUCUGCUGAAAUAGUUGUGAUUCCAUACGUCUGAGAGAGAGCCAAAGGAGAGUUCAGAAAGGAGUGAGUGCACCUUUUUGUCUGUUCACACUGCCUUUUGUUUCAAACCUUUUGUUUCAAAGAUCAGUUUAUUAUGAUUAGACUACUUUAAAAAAGUGUUUGUUUGAAGUAGUAUAAUAAGCAGAUAGUCAUAAAUAUGAGUUUAGCUACCUUUUUUAAAGUAUUAUUGUAGUAAUUCCAUCUUUCCGCACUAUUUGUUUUGUGUACAGCAUAACCAUCAAUGCACUUACAGAAAUAACAUUUUUAUACAGUAUUUGCAAAGUUUUACAUGUCACUAUGAUUUAGACUUGAACAUAUUACUGAUGUGACUGUUCAAAGAGCCAACACUCCUCUUUUUCCACACUCAUAUCAAGCAUUGGCACAGUGGCAGAGUAAUUUUGCGAACACAGAACCCCUUAAAAUGCGUUUACUCAUUACUCGACUCUCUGGUUUGAGGAGUUCACUGAAUUUAAUUGCGGUUUUAUAGGAUAAUACGGGAUAAAAAGCCUUUUAAGGGCCAGCCAUUCCUUUUUGUCUCCAAGGAAAGCUUCUCUCUCCAAGUGUGGCCAACCUGUCUCUGGUGGCAGACAAAUGGCAGCUUCUAGUGGGCUUAUUUGGGUUUAAUGUGGCAUAAUGAGGUUAGGUAAUUGGGUUUAGGUCAGGUUGUAAAACAGGUUGAGAGGAGACAGGGAUGUGAAGACCAUGUAAAUGAGUGCAGUGUUAGAUUGCUGGAUGAAGCUAACAGUAACGGUGUGCUGCUGGGCUCACAGUAGUCACUAAGUGACACUCCCCAAACCUGUCUAGUAUGGAUUCAGUUAGUCCUAUCUUAUGGUUUAGCAAGAAGAAGAUGAACAGAUUUCUGUUGCCGUCCGUUAUUCGUUAAUUGUGGAAUUUCAUGAAGUUGAAACUACUUUUAUGUCAUUGGAAAAUUGGCAUCUCAAGUCUCAAUAGUUAUAUACUGUAUGGUAUUACUGUACGGUAUAUGGUAUUGUAUCACUUAUUCCUGUCACGCACAUCUCUAAGCGCUUGCAACCUCCCUCCCUGUAAAUAUCAAAUCAUGUAUCAUAUAUUAUUUAGGAUUAGUGGAAGUUAAUGAACACAUUAAAAAAGCAACAUCCCCUCAGCAAUUUGAAGCCAAUCGUUAAAAUGUGUUAAAAGGCAUGACUAAUUUUUCUCCUCCGUAUUACCUUUGUGAGGGGUAAAGAUGAGAGGAUGUCGAGAUUCGAUUUUCUCACACUAAUUAAGGCCACAGCUCCCCUGGGUGGAGAACAAGAGCCUGGCUCAUUCACUCCUUUUACACUCCUCUCCCUUCUCUCAUUCUCUCCUUCCCUCCCUCCCCCUGGUCUUCUCUCGCUUCUCCACAGCGCCGGACCAUGGGAGCCUAGUUGAGGCUUAAUUUGAAACCCACUUUGGGAUUCUGCACGCCCCUCUCCAGAUGAGCUGUGGAAUCAAACUUCGACCUUUGAUGUUGUCAGGACAAGAAGAGAAGAUCUUUUUUCUCAUUAUGAUUAGCCUAACUUUUCCUUUCUAAUUAAAUAUAGACACUUGAUGAGCAGGAAUGGAUUAAUUUGAAUGGUAUAAUGAAUGUUCUGAGGUUUUGGUAACCUAAUAUAUCGGAACAGAAUACUGUGGUGAUUUGUAGGUUGCGUUGGCAAAAUACCAUAUUAGUCUGUUAUAGGUAAUUACUUACAUGUUUGUUAAUGUGUCAGACUAUGUAUGGACAGCCACACUGACAAGAUAUGGAUAUGGGUGAAAUUAAGUGAGCAACAACAACAAUAAACUCAGUCACAUGGAGCUGGAUUUAGCCCUAGUUAAUCUUGUCUAAAGUGGUCUCCAUGGCUGUAGAAUCAGUUAGUCUAGAUAUAUUGGAUUGGCUGAGGCUAAAGCAUUAACAGGAAACCACUUUAGGAUAACUUAUAUGAAGCCUUUUUAGUCAUGGUGUUCACCUGGUUUCACCUUAAUGGGCAUUUGACCCAACAUAUGUUGUUUAGCUUUUGUCUUUUAUUGUGUCUGCUGAGUAACAUGUUGUUUCAUUGGCUGUUUGAAGUUAAGAGCAAGUGGGGUCACCUGGGGUGAUACCAUAAUUAGCUUGUUUGUUUGUUUACUUGAGGAUCAGAGUUGUUUAUUCUUAGACAAUAUUGUGUGACCUCAUCGGCUUCCUCAUCAAAGGGCUAAAGGUCGGAUAGGAGGCGUCAUCAGGAACAGGUGUCAGGAAAAGUCUGACAGGCAGACAUAGGGUUUUGUGUCACGCAGAGUAAAACUAUCAACACUUAACGAGAUAGAGGGAACACAAACUGUUAGUGGCCUUAAUGCGCAAGUAACCUAUAACCUAAUUGAGAUGCUAAGCCAUUUAUACAGCCAUAGUGGCUGUUACUGGCUAAUGUUGGAAUCUCUAAGAAUUGGGUGACUGCCUGGCUUAUACAGUGAGGGGAAAACGUAUUUGAUCCCCUGCUGAUUUUGUACGUUUGCCCACUGACAAACUAAUGAUCAGUCUAUAAUUUUAAUGGUAGGUUUAUUUGAACAGUGAGAGACAGAAUAACAACAAAAUAAUCCAGAGAAACGCAUGUCAAAAAUGUUAUAAAUUGAUUUGCAUUUUAAUGAGGGAAAUAAGUAUUUGACCCCCUCUCAAUCAGAAAGAUUUCUGGCUCCCAGGUGUCUUUUAUACAGGUAACGAGCUGAGAUUAGGAGCACACUCUUAAAGGGAGUGCUCCUAAUCUCAGUUUUUUACCUGUAUAAAAGACACCUGUCCACAGAAGCAAUUAAUCAAUCAGAUUCCAAACUCACCACCAUGGCCAAGACCAAAGAGCUCUCCAAGGAUGUCAGGGACAAGAUUGUAGACCUACUCAAGGCUGGAAUGGGCUACAAGACCAUCGCCAAGCAGCUUGGUGAGAAGGUGACAACAGUUGGUGCGAUUAUUCGCAAAUGGAAGAAACACAAAAGAACUGUCAGUCUCCCUCGGCCUGGGGCUCCAUGCAAGAUCUCACCUCGUGGAGUUGCAAUGAUCAUGAGAACGGUGAGGAAUCAGCCCAGAACUACACGGGAGGAUCUUGUCAAUGAUCUCAAGGCAGCUGGGACCAUAGUCACCAAGAAAACAAUUGGUAACACACUACGCCGUGAAGGACUGAAAUCCUGCAGCGCCCGCAAGGUCCCCCUGCUCAAGAAAGCACAUAUACAGGCCCGUCUGAAGUUUGCCAAUUAACAUCUGAAUGAUUCAGAGGAGAACUGGGUGAAAGUGUUGUGGUCAGAUGAGACCAAAAUCGAGCUCUUUGGCAUCAACUCAACUCGCCGUGUUUGGAGGAGGAGGAAUGCUGCCUAUGACCCCAAGAACACCAUCCCACCGUCAAACAUGGAGGUGGAAACAUUAUGCUUUGGGGGUGUUUUUCUGCUAAGGGGACAGGACAACUUCACUGCAUCAAAGGGACGAUGGACGGGGCCAUGUACCGUCAAAUCUUGGGUGAGAACCUCCUUCCCUCAGCCAGGGCAUUGAAAAUGGGUCGUGGAUGGGUAUUCCAGCAUGACAAUGACCCAAAACACACGGCCAAGGCAACAAAGGAGUGGCUCAAGAAGAGUGGCUCAAGAAGAAGCACAUUAAGGUCCUGGAGUGGCCUAGCCAGUCUCCAGACCUUAAUCCCAUAGAAAAUCUGUGGAGGGAGCUGAAGGUUCGAGUUGCUAAACGUCAGCCUCAAAACCUUAAUGACUUGGAGAAGAUCUGCAAAGAGGAGUGGAACAAAAACCCUCCUGAGAUGUGUGCAAACCUGGUGGCCAAAUACAAGAAACGUCUGACCUCUGUGAUUGCCAACAAGGGUUUUGCCACCAAGUACUAAGUCAUGUUUUGCAGAGGGGUCAAAUACUUAUUUCCCUCAUUAAAAUGCAAAUCAAUUUAUAACAUUUUUGACAUGUGUUUUUCUGGAUUUUUUUGUUGUUAUUCUGUCUCUCACUGUUCAAAUAAACCUACAAUUAAAAUGAUAGACUGAUCAUGUCUUUGUCAGUGGGCAAACUUACAAAAUCAGCAGGGGAUCAAAUACUUUUUUCCCUCACUGUACUUUCUAAGGUGAGGUCUUAUUGCUCUCUAAGCUUUGAUCUGAGAUAACAUGAGGAUGAAGAGACUGAAGUAAGAGGUAAAGGUGUUAUUGGAAUGUGGCACUGGUGGGUACUGAAUUCUGGCUACUGGCUACACAGACGUACAGUACCCAUCUUCUUCCUAUCCUCCUGUUUUUCUCUCUGCUGCCCCACACAGCUGAGGGCCUGUGAGUCACUUCCAUGCACCGUUUAAGGGGAAGGAGAGGGGAAAGGCAAAUAAACAGAAUCUCUCUCUCUCUCUCUCUCUCUCUCUCUCUCUCUUUUCUCUCUCUUUUCUCUCUCUCUCUCUCUCUCUCUCUCUCUCUCUCUCUCUCUCUCUCUCUCUCUCUCUCUCUCUCUCUCUCUCUCUCUCUCUCUCUCUCUCAGAGUUUAGGUUCUCAAAGAAAACCAGACCAGGGGUGCUUCUCUUGUUUUGCCACGCUACGACUGAAAGCUGUUACCCUUACCCGGAGAGAUCUGUGUACAUUACUUGCAAAGUCAAAUAGAUCCAGGGUGCAGGUUUACGUGUGUCUGCCCGUAAAGCCUCUUUGCCUGUCAUCUUCAAUCUCUGUUCUCUGUCCCUGAUCAGGCCUCCUGCUCUCUCUCUUCUCCUGUGUGUGUGUGUGUGUGUGUGUGUGUGUGUGUUUGGCAGGGCUGGACCCUGAGAAACACUUGGGGAAACCUCUGGCUGACAUGGAGCCCUAUCUAACUCAGGUCAGAGCGUUACCUCACCAGGCUGGACCUGCCUUUGUUGUACACUUCUGUCACCCUGAAUGAACUCACUAAAGGCUGACCUCAUUCAAACUUUGACUGCUUACUAUGCAUCAUUGAUUUUAAUCUAAUGACUCAAUAUAUGACCAACAGUAAUGUUUUGGCUAGUGUUUCAAAGAUACAUUAUUUGAUUUAGAGUAAAGUGAUGGCUUUUAGGAUGGAUCUUAAAAUUAUAUGAUUAUAAACAUGAAUUGUUUUGUUUUUGUUGGACAGCUCUCUCAGAAGUAUGGAGAAGGGGGCAGAUAAGAGGCGUUUACUCUUGACUGUCCUCUAUUCAAGAGGAGACUUGUUAUGUAAGUCCAGAAUUGAACGUUGUAAGGCUAUCUUUCUUGAAAUGAAUGUACACUUUUCUUGCGUCAGACAAGAUGUGCUGUUGUAUGAAAUAUAUAAAAGUUUGUAAAUUUUUCUGCAGUGAUGCUAUGGAGACAGUGAUUCCACUCUGCAGACGCAUUUGCUCCGUUUGGCUACAUGCACUUCAGCAAGAUGCACACAGAGGACAAAGAGAAUAUAAGUCUUGCUUUUGCAGAGUUAGGCUAUUUUUGUGUCAGAGUUAGGCUAUUUUUGUGUCAGUUAGGCUAUUUUGUGUCAGUUAGGCUAUUUUUGUGUCAGUUAGGCUAUUUUUGUGUCAGAGUUAGGCUAUUUUUGUGUCAGUGUUUAGGGGUUUCAGUUCAAGUUGUUAAUGCAAUUCAAUGUUUUACUUUAUAUUAUUAAGGAUAUUAACAAAAUGAAUCACACUUCUACACCAUGAUACAGAAUUCAUUCAGUAAACAGAACAAAUAGUACAGAACAUCCCCUGAUAGUUGCUUUUUUGAUGCGUGAUACGUUUGCUUAUAGAAAAAAAAAGGAGGGAAAGCACUGUGGGGCAGGGGAGAGAUAAGCCUCCAGAGGGUCUCCCUCUCUCCAUCUCUCCCUUUCUCCAUCCCUCUCUCGUCUAGCUCUACUUUGAUGUCUGCAAUAUUCACUACUGCCUGAAACUAGGCCUGGCUUAAUAAACAUGUCUGCUCAAAUUAAUGCACUUAGGAUUCAGGUAGCUGGAUAAGCGGACUGGGUGGGGGGAUGGAGGAUGUUGGGGGUGAUGUGGGGAGGCGAUGGGAGUGAGUAAAAAGAGGUGGAGGAGGGUGGAGCUCUGUAGGACGAGGGAUAAUCCUCUGCUUCUAGGGUGACCACAUUUAAAAUACCCAAAUGCGGGACAACAGGAUGAUUUUGCGGGACAUUCGUGGGACCGUGUAGCCUACAUGAAUACAAAAUGUUGGCUCGUUCUUAUAGAAAUAUUGUAUGUAUCAUUAAGGCAAAUGUAGGGAGAUGCCAAAGGUAAACUAUAAUAAACAUGAUUGACAUUUUGUAAUCCAGAUGCAUGUCUAAAUAAGGAAUAUAGCCAAAUACAGUGUGUAAACAUGCUUUAAUGAAUGUAUGUAUAUUAUUUUUAAAAGUGUCUGAGCCACGCCACCAAUAUAAUGAGAUAAGGGGAAGAGGCCUCAUAUGGAAAAGCGCCCAUGGCCUUUUGGAGUAAGCAACAUGUGUUAUUGGACUUUGAAAGAUAAUAGUGGCGUGGCAGUUAAAGAUGUUAAUCAGUUAUCUUAAGGGGAGUAGCUUUGUAUGCUAUGUAAACAUGACUGUGCAUUUGUGUGUGUAUAAAAGAGAUCUCUGAGCCAAAGAGAGACAGUUGCUCCAUGGAGCAAGCUCGGCUUUAUUAUGCAAUGAAGUCUAAUUUUUGGAUUCACAAGCUCCAGUUUCUUGAGAGAUAUUUUUGAGUUGACUACAUUUGAGUCAAAUAUUUCUACGACAUUUGUCACGUUUUACCAGUGAAACGCCCAAACUGCAUCUGCAUGCCAAUCAUUUGAUCUCAAUCCGUUUCAUGGGAGUAUACAUUUAGAUCUUCUUCAAUUACUUUUUCAUGAGCAGAUGGUGUUAACAAACUAUUAGCCUUCCUGUAUUUUGUUUAAAUACAAGCAAAUUCUGCCUAGUGGCUCACACUGUUGAUGUCACGAUCGUCGUAAGCAACGGACCAAGGCGCAGCAUGCGUACAUACUUUAUUAAAUGUACAACACGAACCAAAACAACAAAACAAACGAUACGUGAAGUCCUAGGUUAAACAACAAACCUUACGGAUCAAGAUCCCACAAAGUAACAUGCCCGCAGGCUGCCUAAGUAUGGUUCCCAAUCAGAGACAACAAGCUACAGCUGCCUCUGAUUGGGAACCACCCUGGCCAACAUAGAUCUAAACGAUCUAGAACACAAACAUAGAAAACUAAACAAUGCAACCUACACACCCUGGCUCAACAUAAAGAGUCCCCAGAGCCAGGGCGUGACAGUACCCCCCCCCCCCCCCCAAAGGCGCGGACUGCAACCGCGCCACACCAACACAACAGGGUAGGGGCCGGGUGGGCAUUCCGCCUCGGAGGCGGAUCCGGCUCCGGGCGUGACCACCACACUCUCUCUACCCCCCCGUUGCGCCCCUGGUCUGGUCUGGCCCCGCUGGCCAGAGCUGGACUGAACACCGGUGGAGCGGAUUGCUCUGGCUCCGGCGUGGAGCAGCUGACCGGUGCCUGGGAACAGGCACGGACCGUGCCGGACUGACGACGCGCACCACUGGCUUGGUGCGGGGAGCAGGAACGGGCCGGACCGGGCUGACGACGCGCACCACUGGCUUGGUGCGGGGAGCAGGAACGAGCCGGACUGACGACGCGCGCCACUGGCUUGGUGCGGGGAGCCGGAACGGGCCGGACCGGGCUGACGACGCGCACCACUGGCUUGGUGCGGGGAGCAGGAACGGGCCGGACCGGGCUGACGACGCGCACCAUUGGCUUGGUGCUGGGAGCAGGAACAGGCCGGACCGGGCUGGCGACGCGCACCACUGGCUUGGUGCGGGGAGCAGGAACGGGCCGGACCGGGCUGACAACGCACACCAUUGGCUUGGUGCGGGGAGCAGGAACAGGCCGGACCGGGCUGGCGACGCGCACCACUGGCUUGGUGCGGGGAGCAGGAACGGGCCUGACCAUACUGGGAACACACACCACUGGCCUUGUGCGGGAAUCAGGAACGGGCCGGACCGGACUGGUGACACACACCACUUGCUUGGUGCGAGGAGCGGGACUGGGUUUCCUCAUAAACCUCCGCUCCCUCUGCUGCCUAACUAGUUCCUCUCGCCGUGCCUCCACACUCUCCUUCUCCCUCGUGACCAGUGGCCCCAGUAACCUAGCGGCUUCCUCUGCUAACCGGCUGAACCGCUCUAUCGCGGCCUCCUGCUGCCUCGUCGUCCACGGCGUGAGCUCCCUCCCUAAAAAUUUUUGGGGCUUGUCUCUCCCCCGUGCUCAUGGCCUCCAUCCCUCUUGCCAGACUCUCACUCAUCUCCUCCCAGGUCCAUCCUCUCUCCUCGUCACGCUGCUUGAUCCAGUCGAGGUGGGAUCUUCUGUCACGAUCGUCGUAAGCAACGGACCAAGGCGCAGCGUGAUAUGCGUACAUACUUUAUUAAAUGUACAACACGAACCAAAACAACAAAACAAGCGAUACGUGAAGUCCUAUGUUAAACAACAAACCUUACGGAUCAAGAUCCCACAAAGUAACAUGCCCGCAGGCUGCCUAAGUAUGGUUCCCAAUCAGAGACAACAAGCUACAGCUGCCUCUGAUUGGGAACCACCCUGGCCAACAUAGAUCUAAACGAUCUAGAACACAAACAUAGAAAACUAAACAAUGCAACCUACACACCCUGGCUCAACAUAAAGAGUCCCCAGAGCCAGGGCGUGACAGUUGAGUUCUGGCAACUAAGAUAUUUUUUUGCCUAUUCAGCUAACCACCCUAAAAUCAUAAGAAAACAGUAACAUUAUAUUAUUCUAUUAUAUUUGGUUCUGUUAUGUAGAAUACUAAUUAAUCAUUAUGUGAUCUUCCAAGACAUUGAUUCAACUUUGAUCUAACUUUACUAAUCGUGCACCAUUGUGAGAAGUGGCAGAGCUCGCUCGGGCAGCACUACAUCCCUACUCCCGCUGCAUCGAAUGAGCUAAUUGAAGUGCACAUAGCCUAUAUUAUUUUGCCUCGCGCAACAUUUGGUGAUGCAGAAACGAGAGAACACGUGGCCGUUUUAUGAAAAUCAGGGAAUAUUUGGCCAAGGAAACAUUUCUGGUUGGUCUCAGGAAAGGUAAAACAGUUAGGAAGGGAAACUGUUCAAAUGGGAUUGAGUGAAGUAGCAGCAAAUAUGUUGAAUGAGCAACUAAUGAGCAUCGAGAGCCUCACAAGUUUGACGGAAAUACCUUAUAUCUUUCAGUCUAAUAUGGCUAUUUACCUACUUUUGUAGCGCUUCGUCAGAAUCACGCUCUUUGUAAGGAGUUAGGCAACUGUCCUCUCCAAGUUUAGCUGGAAUUUAGCCCGAAAGGAUUUGAGAAAUGUGAUUGGUUGACGAUAGGCCUAUGACAUUGGCCUAGGUCUCAUCUUGCACUGCGCAGAAUAUCAGAUCUCAGAAACGAUUGGAGAAGUGUUUAUUUUCAUAAGCGCAACGUGACUGCAAGAGACAGGUUGGAAUGUCUGACUGAAAUACAGAACAAAUCAACCUUUUUUUCUAAAUUAGUGGUGUUUGAAUUUGUUGAUAAAAUGCGGGACAUGAUUGUUUGGUUGCGGGACGUGGGACAAAGGACCAAAAUGCGGGACUGUCCUGCACAAUCCGGGACAUGUGGUCAAACUACCUGUUUCCUAUCAUCAAAGUGAGAGAAGAGAGAUUAUCCAGGCCCCACAGUCAGAGCAUCAGAUUGACUCUUAAUCCUUAAAAGUUUAUUGACGCACCCAUGUGUCAAUCUAAGUAACAUAAUCCCCAUCAAAAUCCAUCAGUUUAAACUAGAGAUUAAAUAUGUGUAAAAAAAAAUCAUUUAAAAUCCUUAGCAUUCUUAUACAGUGCAUUCGGAAAGUAUUCAGACCCCUUGACCUUUUCCACACUUUAUUACGUUACAGCCUUAUUCUAAAAUGGAAAAAAUAUUUUUUCCCCCUCAUCAAUCUACACACAAUACCCCAUAAUGACGAAGCGAAAACAGGUUUUUUGAAAUGUUAGCAAAUGUAUUACAAUUUAAAAACAGAAAUACCUUAUUUGCAUAAGUAUUCAGACCCUUUACUAUGAGACUCGAAAUUGAGCUCAGGUACAUCCUGUUUCCAUUGAUCAUUCUUGAGAUGUCUCUACAACUUGAUUGGAGUCCACCUAUGGUAAAUUCAAUUGAUUUGACAUGAUUUGGAAAGGCCCACACCUGUCUAUAUAAGGUCCCACAGUUGACAGUGCAUGUCAGAGCAAAAACCAAGCCAUGAUGUCGAAGGAAUUGUCCGUAGAGCUCAGACACAGGAUUGUGUCGAGGCACAGAUCUGGGGAAGGGUAGCAAAACAUUUCUGAAACAUUGAAGGACCCCAAGAACACAGUGGCCUCCAUCAUUCUUAAAUGGAAGAAGUUUGGAACUACCAAGACUCUUCCUAGAGCUGGCCACCCUGCCAAACUGAGCAAUCGGGGGAGAAGGGCCUUGGUCAGGGAGGUGAACAAGAACCCGAUGGUCACUCUGACAGAGCUCCAGAGUUCCUCUGUGGAGAUGGGAGAACCUUCCAGAAGGACAACCAUCUCUGCAGCACUCCACCAAUCAGGUCUUUAUGGUAGAGUGGCCAGACGGAAGCCGCUCCUCAGUAAAAGGCACAUGACAGCCUGCUUGGAGUAUGCCAAAAGGCACCUAAAGACUCAGACCAUGAGAAACAAGAUUAUCUGGCCUGAAGAAACCAAGAUUGAACUCUUUGGCCUGAAUGCCAAGCAUCACGUCUGGAGGAAACCUGGCACCAUCCCUACGGUGAAGCAUGGUGGUGGCAGCAUCAUGCUGUGGAGAUGUUUUUCAGUGGCAGGGACUGGGAGACUAGUCAGGAUCGAGGGAAAGUUGAACGGAGCAAAGUACAGUGAGAUCCUUGAUGAAAACCUGCUCCAGAGCACUCAGGACCACAGACUGGGGCGACAGUUCACCUUCCAACAGGACAAUGACCCUAAGCACACAGCCAGGAUAAUGACCCUAAGCACACAGCCAAGACAAUGCAGGAGUGGCUUCAGGACAAGUCUCUGAAUGUCCUUGAGUGGCCCAACCAGAGCCCGGACUUGAACCCGAUCUAACAUCUCUGGAGAGACCUGAAAAUAGCUGUGCAGUGACGCUCCCCAUCCAACCUGAUAGAGUUUGAGACGAUCUGCAGAGAAGAAACUGAGAAACUCCCCAAAUACAGGUGUGCCAAGCUUGUAGCGUCAUACCCAAGAAGACUCAAUGUUGUAAUUGCUGCCAAAGGUGCUUCAACAAAGUAUUGAGUAAAGGGUCUGAAUAAUUAUGUAAAUGGUAUAUUUACCUUUUUUAUUUUAAAUAAAUAUGCCCAAAAAAAUAAAAACCAGUUUUUGCUUUGUCAUUAUGGGGUAUUGUGUGUAGAUUGAUGAGGGAAAUGAAUUUAAUCCAUUUUAGAAUAAGGCUGUAACAUAACAAAAUGUGGAAAAAGUCAAGGGGUCUGAAUACUUUCCGAAUGCACUGUAUAUCCUAGAUAUAGGACAAGAGACUUUGUCUUUUUUUGCCAUUUAUGAAUGUGUUAUUUAAUGCGUUUCUAUGGGCCCAACCAGUGAGACAACGUGAAGCUGAAUAAAACAACAGCAUCUGGGUCAGUUACUCUGCUGUGCAUAGUGUUUGUGAUAAAGAAAACCAGUAGAUAAUUGAGGAUUAGAAAUGGUUAGAGACACUGGGAUAAGAGGAAGAGAGUGAAGAAGAGUGAAAGAGAUCUACAGUAGGUCCAGUCCAUGAUGAAGAGGCUCUGCGUGUGUGUGUGUGUGUGUGUGAGAGAGAAAAGGGGUUUCAGAGUGUGCGUUUGUGUAGGGGUCAGGGGUGGGUUUGUGUGUGUGUGUGUUUGUGUGUAUCGGGGAGGUAGCCUAUUGCGGUGCUUCAGGGACAGAGGCAGGGGUUGGGGUUGUUAUUAUGGACAGAAACCAUAACCUCCAACCCCGGUGACCCUCCAGCUUUCAUCCUCCAUGCCUACAGCUAUGUAUUUUCGACCCCCAUACACACACCCCUUCCACCCAUACACACUCACCCAUCCCCACAGCCCCUCUAGGUUGCUGGGUGGGGGAGGAGCAGAGCAGGGAGAUUCCCUGGGCCUGGGAUCCAGGGGAGAGGAAAACCUGCCUCAUGCUGCAGUCCAAAGCUCUUUCCAUCAGGGUGACAGAUCGGCCCUGACACCAGCACUAGAGGACUAGAGGAGUGGGUGGUGGGCAACACGGGGGGAAUCAAGGCCCUCCAUCAUUUGCCCCUCAGUUUUUCCCUUCCUGUGAAGGCAGCAACCGAGAGGGGCUGGAGUAUAAUUAAUUUGAUUAUCAUAUGGCCAAAUGCUGCUGACAGCAGGGGGGUGGGGAGUGAGAAGGAAGAGGGGGGGUGGGAAUUUGUUAAGACAUUUGGAAAUAUGUAUUUAAAUGUAUGACGACCUGGUGGAAUUUGGCAGGUAAUAUGUACUCUUUUGAGAAUGCUAAUGAUUUUUUUUUAAAGAAGAGGGUAUGUAGGCGAAGUUCUAAAUAAACAGAUGAAUAAAACAAUAGUGUGGUGAAAUCCAAAGCAUGUCAAAGCAAAGCUAGGAGUCAAGAAGAGUUGUGAGUGACAGCCAGCAUGAUUGAAUUUACAGUAUCAGAAAAUACCACCGCCUGUCGCCCCUCCCUGCUUGGUGUAAUUCAUGAAUAUGUUUGCAUGUUGUUUCAUAUUCAUUCACCUUGAUGGUAUUUGUGUCUAGGCCUUCGUCAGAAAAGAGUGACAAGCAUAGCAUUUACACUACAUUACAUUUACGUCAUUUAGCAGACGCAUAGCCUAGUCUGCUGUCACGUCUACUCCCGCUCCUUCCCCUCCGGCGUUCGAUGUCACCGGUUUACGAACCACCGGUCCUGGUAACCAUCAUUACGCGCACCUGGCAUCAAAAUUUACGCGCACCUGCGCUUCAUCAUGAGGCACACCUGGACUCCAUUACCUCACUCAUUACCUCCCCUUUAUCUGGCACUCCCUUAUGUUCUUUCCCAAGGCUGUAUUGUUUCUGUGUUUCAUGUCAAGACGCUACUCCUAUGUUGUAUCGUUCCAUGUUCUUUGUUAUAUUAAACUUACCACCUGCACCUGCUUCUCGACUGCCAGCAUCUACGUUACAUCUGCGUAGUGGUGGAUUAUUGAAAAAUGAAUUGCACUCUGUUUGGUUAUUUUGUGCUGGUUGUGUGUGGUUUUGGGCUGGUUUUGGCUUGAUGUAUUCCCUGCUGGUGUUUUAUUGCAGGGCGCGGUGGCGAUCGCUUUGCCCCUAGGUAGUUGUCCUUGCUAGAGCGCCAUUGACAAGAUGCCUGAGGAGGCAGAAUAUGCUGAUCAAGCUAAAGACAUCCAGGAAGAAUUUACAUCAAAUGGCGACCUUAGUUGUCAUUGGGGCUGUGGUGAGGCGCUUGUGUGUGUGUGUGUGAGUGUGAGUGUGUGUGUGACAUGUGUGCCUGCACUGUAUCUGUGUAAUGUGGUCAGUGUCAUGAUUAUAGCAUUUUUGAGUGAUAGUUUGACGAGCUGUCAUUCUAAGAACAUAUUUAUGACUGUUUAGGAAUUCCAUGUUUUGAAUGAAUUAUUACUUAGAUGUUAUAUACAUAUUACAAAAUAGUCAUCAUAUCAGAAAAGCAAUAAUUCCACAAGUUGCAGGCCUCUAUCAAACCUCCCCCUGGUCUGGUAUCUGUCCCUCCAGACCCCCCCGUCCUGCUUACCUAGAAGCUCCAGGGGCUACCAGUGGAUCUCAGGUAUCACCGGGCUUCACAGCCCAGACCCAGGGAUCCAGAGUCAGACCACUACAGCAUUCAAUCUGCUGCAAGAUACAGUUCAGCACAGCAAAAGAGUUGGGAAGUACAGUGCCUUCGGAAAGUAUUCAGACCCCUUUACUUUUUUCACAUUUUGUUACGUUACAGCCUUAUUCUGUGGGCUCCCGAGUGGCGCAGCGGUCUAAGGCACUGCAUCUCAGUGCUUGAGGCGUCACUACAGACCCCCUGGUUCGAUUCCAGGCUGUAUCACUACCGGCCGUGAUUGGGAGUCCCAUAGGGCGGCGCACAAUUGGCCCAGCGUCGUCCGGGUUUGGCCGGUGUCAUUGUAAAUAAGAAUUUGUUCUUAACUGACUUGCCUAGUUAAAUAAAGGUUAAAUAAAACAUUCUAAAAUGGAUUACAUUUUUAAAAAUCCUCAGCAAUCUACACAUAAUACCCCAUAAUGACAAAGUGAAAACAGUGUUUUAGAUAUUUUUGCAAAUGUAUUAAAAAUAAAGAACAGAAAUACCUUAUUUACAUUAGUAUUCAGACCCUUUGCUAUGAGGCUCAACAUUGAGCUCAGGUGCAUGCUGUUUCCAUUGAUCAUCUUUGAGAUGUUUCUACAACUUCAUUGGAGUCCACCUGUGGUAAAUUCAAUUGAUUGGACAUGAUUUGGAAAGGCACACACCUGUCUAUAUAAGGUCCCACAGUUGACAGUGCAUGUCAGAGAAAAAACCAAGCCAUGAGGUCGAAGGAAUUGUCCCUAGAGCUCCGAGACAGGAUUGUGUCGAGGCACAGAUCUGGGGAAGGGUACAUAAAACUUUCUGCAGCAUUGAAGGUCGCCAAGAACACAGUGGCCUCCAUCAUUCUUAAAUGGAAGAAGUUUGGAACCACCAAGACUCUUCCUAGAGCUGGCUGCCCGGCCAAACUGAGCAAUCGGGGGAGAAGGGCCUUGGUCAGGGAGGUGACCAAGAACCCGAUGGUCACUCUGACAGAGCUCUAGAGUUCCUCUGUGGAGAUGGGAGAAACUUCCAGAAGGACAACCAUCUCUGCAGCACUCCACCAAUCAGGCCUUUAUGGUAGAGUAGCCAGACGGAAGCCUCUCCUCAGUAAAAGGCACAUGACAGCCCGCUUGGAGUUUGCCAAAAGGCAGCUAAAGAAACAAGAUUCUCUGGUCUGAUGAAACCAAGAUUGAACUCUUUGACCUGAAUGCCAAGCGUCACGUCUGGAGGAAACUUGUCACCAUCCCUACGGUGAAGCAUGGUGUUGGCAGCAUCAUGCAGGGACUGGGAGACUAGUCAGGAUCGAGGCAAAGAUGAACGGCGCAAAGUACAGAGAGAUCCUUGAUGAAAACCUGCUCCAGAGCGCUCAGGACCGCAGACUGGGGCGACGGUUCACCAUCCAACAAGACAAUGACCCUAAGCAAACAGCCAACACAACGCAGGACUGGCUUUGGGACAAGUCUCUGAAUGUCCUUGAGUGGCCCAGCCAGAGCCCGGACUUGAGAGACUCUGGAGAGACCUGAAAAUAGCUGUGCAGCAACGCUCCCCAACCAACCUGACAGAGCUUGAGAGGAUCUGCAGAAAAGAAUGGGAGAAACUCCCCAAAUACAGGUGUGCCAAGCUUGUAGCGUCAUACCCAAUAUGUUAUUAAAAUAAUCAAUGUUGUAAUCGCUGCCAAAGGUGCUUCAACAAAGUACUGAGUAAAGGGUCUGAAUACUUAUGUAAAUAGGAUAUUAACGUUUUUAUUUAUUUAUACAUUUGCAAAAAAAUGAAAACACCUGUUUUUGCUUUGUCAUUAUAAAUAAAAUAAAAAAUAAAUUGGUCAUUUAGCAGACGCUCUUAUCCAGAGCGACUUACAGGAGCAAUUAGGGUUAAGUGCCUUGCUCAAGGGCACAGACAGUUUUUUCACCUAGUCGGCUCGGGGAUUAGAACCAGCGACCUUUCGGUUACUGGCACAACGCUCUUAACCACUAAGCUACCUGCCGCCCUAUAUAUUAUGGGGUAUUGUGUGUAGAUUGCUGAGGGGAAAAAACAAUUUAAUCAAUUUUAAAAUAAGGCUGUAACGUAACAAAAUGUGGAAAAAGUAAAGGGAUCCGAAUACUUUCCGACUGAUUCUGCAAACUAGAGCAUCAGAAGUUCAAAACACGCUUAACUUUCCACUUCCAAGAAACAUGAGGCUACUUGAAAAUGAUUUAGCUUCUCAGAAAAUGUAGAAGUGACAAGUCACAAACUUAAACUAAAUAUUUGCUUUUAUCAAAUCAAAAUGUAGAGCUUUUACAUGAUCUGACAGUUCAGAACUACUUUUACCAGGGGUGAUAUCAGGAAUAUAGAAUAUAAAAAGUGGUUGGUGCUUAGGAGUACUGGAGUGGCUGACGGCACUCUGUAGCCCCUUUGCAAGGUUUAGCCCUCAAACCAGACAAUUUAAAAAAAAAACGGAAAGGGAAUAUUCCUUUGUUCCCAGGACGCUUCUCUUGUUGUGUUAGCAAAAUGCACUUGAAAAGGCGUGGCAGGCAGGGCCCGAGCAAAAACACAGCUCCUAAUUCACAAACGCUCUUUUUAAGUUUGGGAGGGAAAGUGUGAAGGAGGCCAACAUGUCAGCUGCUUUUCCAUCACAGGGACGGGAUAGCAAGCGCACCACACAAGGACAAGACACUUCAAAUUAACCCAGAGCGGAGUGCAUCCCGCUCCUCUUCAAACGCAUGAACACAAACUCCCUCUCACACACUCAUGCUGUGUGGGCUAGCUCUUUUUCGCCCCGCAGAACUUUUUCUAAAAGUGCACGCUUUAACAGAGCAUCUUAUGUUUUUAUUUUGUUCAUUUUUUUCUAAAGAGAAAGAUGAAAAGCAUAUUUAAUGGUGAUCGUGGUACGCGGCUGAACAGCCUUCAUAGCACAGAUACGAUAUUAAAGGAGUUAAUAUUUAAUGGAGAACCUCUUUGUAUGAGGGCGAAGUGUGUGAAGUACUCUGAGAUGCCAGCGUUGGCAAAGGAAAAACAAACUUGAUGCCCUAUCAUAUUAUAAGGGGGAGAAAGGCCUUGCUUCAAGCCCCCCGUCUUCCCUUCCCGAUGCUCUUCAAGGGAGCUGAGCUAUGUACAAAGCAAGGGCUGAAAAAACAUGACUCAGAACUACGGUGGGGUCAGGAAUUAUUGGAUCCCUUGAUAAAGAUUAGAAAAAAAUACUGUAUAAAAUAAAUAAUACAAUUACCAAGCUAUAUUGUAUGCUACAUUUAAAAAAUAUAUAUUAUUUUAUACUAAUACAAUUGCUCAGUGAAAUAUAUUUUGUUUAACAAGUCAUUUCAAAAUAUCCACUGGUCAAAAUUAGAUAGGGGUCAAAAUUAUUGGAUCCCCUGUUUUCAAUACUCUGGCAUCCUCCCCUUGCGAGGAUAAUGACGCUGAGACUUUUUCUAAAAUGAUUUAUGAGAUUGGAAAACACAUUGGGAGGGAUCUUAGACCAUCAUAUCCUUUCUCUGCGUUUAUGGACCACCCUCUUCAAUUCAAACCACAGGUUUUCAAUGGGGUUCAAGUCCGGAGACUGAGAUGGCCAUUGCAAAUGUUGAUUUUGUGAUCAAUUAAUGUGUGCUUGGGAUUUUGACGUGUGCUUGGGGUUAUUGUCUUGCUGAAAGAUCCACUUGCGGCCAAGUCUCAGCCUCCUGGCAGAGGCAAGCAGGUUUUUGACAAAAAUGGCCUGGUACUUGGUAAAGUUUAUGAUGCUGUUGACUUUAACAAGAGAACUUGGACCAGUGGAAGCAAAAUAGCCCCGUAACAUCAAAUAUAUUUUACAGUAGGGAUGAGGUAUUUUCUGCAUAUGCAUUGUUCUUUCGAAGGCCAAACCUACCACUGGUGUUUGUGUGGCCAAAGAGCUCUAUUUUCGUGUCAACGGACCAUAGCACCGGUUCCAAUUCAAGUUCCAAUGCCGUUUAGCAAACUCCAGGCGGUGCAAUGGUCAGAUGACAUGAAAAUAGAGCUCUUUGGCCACGUACACCCAAAGUAUUGGUGUAAAGUAAUAUAAUUUUGUAAACAAAAAAUAGAGCGUUAAAUAUAGCACAGUAUUUCUGUUAUUUAUUCAAAUGUAUCAAGUGAUCCAAUCAUUCUGGACCCCACCGUAUGUCAAGGUAAGCAUAGUUCAAUGUGCAUUCAGUAUGGUCCCAAGUGUCACCACAAUCUUUUAGCAACCUAGUUUGUAUUCUCCCUACAAUUAGAUAUUUGUGCCUGUAUCAGUAACCUGUGACUUGGUCCUGUGUAGGUGAGCUGGAGAGGAGAGGCUGGCAGCUGCAACAUAUUGUCCUGGUUCACCUGUAUGUGAGGAACAUGGAGGACAUCAACAAAGUCUACACCACCCACUUCGGUAUCAACCCCCCUGCCAGGUUCCCAUCCCUGUCUCCUACGUCAUAUUACCUACACACACCUAUCCUGCGUUCUUAGAUCAGUGCAGAUGAAGGACGGGAUAAGGAGAAGAGAUUACAGACUAUUUAGCAACCCUGGACUGACCCCUCACCCAAAGAGCAGAGACAGUUCCCCUUUCAAUGUUUUGCAGGCAUAUCUUUUCACAUAUUCUCACAAAAUCCUUCAUUGUCAGUAUACUUUUGAUGAGUAUACAGAUCAUGUCAUCAGGCUCUCCUCCUUCAUGUCCUCCCCUCCUCUUCAUUCCUCCCACCACCUCUCCGGGGUGUGUGUCCAGGCCCCUCUGCCUGCCGGUCAGCUCCUCCAGAUGGACUGCCUGCUCCACGACUGACCCGGAGGAGGGCACCUUCCACUGCAGAGGCCCUUCACGUCCAGAGCCUGUCCCGCUGGGUUCCCGGCAACAUCGGGCCCUACAGCCAGGCCCUCAUGGUAAGAGACCCCCAGGGGAGUGGAGAAGGAGGGGAGGGUGUUGGGAUGGAUGGCUGGGUGACUGGGUUGGAGAUGUGGUUGUCUUUUAGAUUCCAAGGGACUUAGUAGAAACAUGGAAAGGAGGUAGUAGGGUGAAUGGGUUGGAGAUAUAUGUGUGUCUCUUUUGUUAAUACUGGGAACUUACAAGAAGCAUGAGGUGAGAGGGGGAGACUGAUGGCUAAGUGGCUAGAUUGUGUUUCUAGGGACUUACUAGGAGCAUAGUGGUGCAUAGAGCGUUCCUACUGAAAGACUGA
Messenger RNA from Coregonus sp. 'balchen', 42156 nucleotides. The record is from the annotation of a GenBank genome assembly. NCBI's taxonomy places the organism in Eukaryota, Metazoa, Chordata, Actinopteri, Salmoniformes, Salmonidae.